Messenger RNA from Alternaria postmessia, 1392 nucleotides. RefSeq lists its product as uncharacterized. The record is from RefSeq and is a predicted model, not a curated record. NCBI's taxonomy places the organism in Eukaryota, Fungi, Ascomycota, Dothideomycetes, Pleosporales, Pleosporaceae. Bases 1 to 1392 code for a protein of 463 amino acids. The transcript is spliced from 7 exons.
AUGGCGCUUGAGAUUGCCGAGCGAGACGAGGCGGGGAACUUGGUGUUGGAGUAUCUUGCUGAGGCGCAUGGAACGAGGGUUGACGUGAUUUAUCCCAAAGAAGCGAAGAGCUAUGCGCAACGCCUUCUUGGUGUUUUCUUACCAGCAGGGUAUCCGCAGAGUGUGACGGAGGAUUAUAUUCAUUACCAGAUCUAUGACUCGCUUCAGGCAUUUUCUUCCUCGAUUGCAGGGCUGUUGGCAUCGAGAGCUGUGUUGGAAGUCAUUGUGCGAGUUUGCUGUUGCGUCGGCGUAGGUGACUCGACUGCCUCCCCGACCUCCGCACUCCUCCUCUCUGUGCUCCAGGAGUCAACCGGCCGCAUCGCUACAAUUCUCUUUGCGCACCGUCUCGGCACGGCUCUUGAGCCAGAGUGUAAGAUGUUUCGCCUGGCCGCCGACGUUUUCAACGAUACAGCAAUGGUGCUCGAUUGCUUGUCGCCCGCUUUUCACAAACCAAUCCGUGUGGCGGUGUUGAGCUUUUCGAGUUGCUUGAGGGCACUGUGUGGAGUCUGUGCGGGCAGUGCAAAGGCAAGCUUGAGCGCACACUUUGCGAGCAAGGGCAAUCUGGGGGAGGUCAAUGCUAAAGACUCAAGCCAAGAGACGGUCAUAUCUCUACUGGGUAUGCUCGCAGGCAGCCUUGUGGUAUCGCAUAUAACCUCGCCUUUCGCGACGUGGACCACACUCCUCUUCCUCCUGGCUGUACACCUAGCCACCAACUAUGCCGCGGUGAAAGCCGUCCGUAUGCGGUCUCUUAACAGACAACGAGCCAAUAUCCUCUUCAGCAGCAUACUUCAACACGGUGUCGUCCUGAGCCCAAACGAGGUUUCCAAACGCGAAAGGAUCUUCCACAGAGGUGACGUACUGCGCUGGUCGGACGACGAAAUGCUCGGGCAUUGUAAGAUUGGCGUAUCUCUCCAGGAAAUGCUAGGCCGAAUGGGCGAGCAAAAUACGCAGACUGGCUCACUUGCGCUUCACGCUAUUCAAAUCUCCGAACUGCUUACCGUCUUCACCAGCGAGGCAUACAUAGCAUGUCCCGCCGCAUCCGCAGUCGACAUCUCAAUCGUACUGAAGGCAGGGUGUGGACCGAAUGAUCAGCUCAAAGCAUGGGCGCACGCACUGUUGCUUGCGAAGAGAGCCCGAGAUGGCAAAGGUCACUCGGGUAACAAGCCCAAUACAGCAUCAGCCCCGCCCAAGGAUCGCCUGAUUGCUGAGCUGAGGCAGACGUUGGAGGACGUCCGGGUGAUGUUUGACAAGUACGGGAACGAGAUGAUGGGGAAGGGAUGGGAUCUAGAUGUAGCUGCGAUGGAGACAAGGGCCGGGACACGGUUGCAGAUUGGGGUCCAACAGGUCGGAUGA